AUGGGGAACCGCGGGCGGCGCCGCGGAACGCGCGCUGCCCCGGAGAUUGUAUCCAUCCGAUGGAAGAAGCCGCAAGGGGACGUCGUGAUCCGGUACGCUGACGGCAGCCGCUACGAAGGGGGCGUGGAUGAUGAAGAGCGAAAGCAUGGUACCGGCGUUCAUAUCCUACGAUCGGGCCACGUCUUUGAAGGCGGAUGGGUGCACGGAGACUUUGAAGGCUUUGGCAUGCAGACGUUUGCUGGAACAGGAGACUGCCACGAAGGCUUGUACCGCAAGAACCACCGCCACGGAACGGGCACGUACCUGUGGGCGAACGGUGACAAAUACGUCGGCAAUUGGCGGGUUGGCAAGAUGCAUGGGAACGGCACGUUCUUCUGGAAGAAUGGCGACAGCUACGAUGGUGAAUGGAAAAGGGGGAUGAUGCAUGGCAAAGGCAAGAAGAUCUUCUCAUCAGGAGAAAUGAUAGAUGGCGCCUGGCGGCACAACCAAGUAAGCGGCUGGGGUAUCAAGGUGUUCAGUUCAGGGGACAAGUACGAGGGGUAUUUUGUGAAGGGUGAGCGCGAGGGGUUUGGCAAGUAUGAGUGGGUGGGUGGUGACUCGCACGAAGGCACGUGGUGCCAAGGCUUAAUGCACGGCAAAGGCGUAUACCUCUCGGCAGGCGGAUCUCUGCAUGGAACAUGGGUUAACGGCAAGCUAAGUGGCGCGGGUGUACACCGCUUCCGGUGCGGUAGUGUCUUCACUGGCGAGUACAAAGCUGGAGAGCGACAUGGCGUUGGUACCUUGAUAUUCGCCUCUGGAGAGGUCUACGAAGGCGAUUGGUAUAAGGAUGUGAUCCAUGGCUACGGCUCGUGGUCUUCGCCAGACGGAAGGAGAUUCAUCGGUACGUGGGCUCAUGGCUUUCCUUCGGGGCGGGGCAUUUUCUGUCGCGAGCACGAUGAGGACGAGGAGGAUGAUGAUGAAGGAGGCGAGACCGUCAGGGAAACCAGACCCCCGUUUGAAGUUGGCAUAUUCAAACGGGGACGACUUACAACCGGUGGCAAGCACCUUUUCAUCGGGCGGCUCACAGCACCAUCCUAGUAUCUAUCGACAAAGAUCGCGAACUUGUACAGUCAACUAACUGUCAGUAGAAGAAGGGGGGCCUCGAUCCUGUAGCACCUGUGACAACUGCGG
Messenger RNA from Phytophthora sojae, 1170 nucleotides. RefSeq lists its product as hypothetical. Bases 1 to 1077 code for a protein of 358 amino acids. Lineage: Eukaryota; Oomycota; Peronosporomycetes; Peronosporales; Peronosporaceae. The record is from RefSeq and is a predicted model, not a curated record. The transcript is spliced from 5 exons.